Messenger RNA from Miscanthus lutarioriparius, 981 nucleotides. NCBI's taxonomy places the organism in Eukaryota, Viridiplantae, Streptophyta, Magnoliopsida, Poales, Poaceae. The record is from the annotation of a GenBank genome assembly.
AUGAAGCGGCACAACCCGAGCGAGUUGCCGCUGUCGUCGUCGGCGGACGACGGCAGGCGGCUGCUGGCGACGGAGGAGGCGGAGGACAAGAUGGACAAGUACGACAAGGGGCGGGUCCGGUGUUCCCGGUUCUGCUUCCUCUUCGCGCUCGCCGCCACCGUAUCCAUCCUCGCGCACCACUGCUACGACGCCGGCCUAGGCCGUGGCGAUAGUGCCGGCGUGGUGCGCAUCGAGGCCGUGCAACACGGUCUGCCGCCGUCGGUGCAUCGGGAUCGGAAGAUCGUUCCGAUCGCUCGCGGCGGGGAGCCGUCGGAGUCCCGACGCUCCACCUCGGCUCCGGUGGACGCCGGCGACGACGCGUCGUCGAAGCCUUCGGCGUCACGGUCUGACGAGUCUGCCAAUGGAGGCAAAACAUCGUCGAAGCAGGGCUCGCCCUCGGGGGCUCAUGCUCAUACCAAGCAGCGCGGCGGCCACCCCUUCGCCCGCGCGCUGGCCGCGGCCGACGAUAAGGACGACCUCUGCGGCGGUCAGUACAUCUACGUGCACGAGCUGCCGGCCCGCUUCAACAAGGACAUGGUCCAGAACUGCGACAAGCUGUCGCCGUGGACGGACAUGUGCAGGUACACCACCAACAGCGGCUUUGGCCCGCUGCUCCGCGUCGGCAAGGGCGCGUUCCAGGGCAACGGCAACGGCUGGUACGACACCGACGAGCACGCGCUGGACAUCGUCUUCCACGAGCGGAUCAAGCGGUACGAGUGCCUCACCGACGACCCUUCCCUCGCGGCUGCCGUCUUCGUCCCGUUCUACGCCGGCCUCGACGUCGCGCGGCACCUCUGGGGUAACAACGUCUCCGCGAGGGACGAGCUGGCGCUGGACCUGGCGAGCCUGCUCACCAAGAGCCUGAGAGUGGCGCGCCAUGGGCGGCCGCGACCACUUCUUCGUGGCCGGCCGCACCACGUGGGACUUCCGGCGGAAGGAUGA